AUGGGGAUUCAUCAGGAGAAUCAAAAUUCUCUCCCUACUGCUGCGCACAUUCCAACGCGUGAAGAACUUCCCUCCACAUCCUUCACAUCUCCAAAUACCGAUUUCAUUCAUACAGCGACUGUCGCACCACCCGCCAUCCGGUACGGACAUCAGGUGAUCUACACUCCAUCUUUCCAAAGCACCAGAGCGCAUCGCGGAUCAGAUGGACAUAAAUCGGCUGAUGAGGAUGGGAUUGUUCAUUCCUCGUUAUUGGAGAUUUUUCCUCAGAGUGUUGAUAAAAUGGCGCUGAGAGAGAGGAUUGAAAAAUGGAUGGAGCAGGUUGAGCAUGGGGAGUGGGAGACGGAGAUGGAGACGGAGAUGAAGACGGAGAGUAAGAGUAAAGAGGGGGGAGAUGAGGUGAUGACGGGAGGAGUCUCUUGUUGUAAGAGUCGUAAGAGUCGUAAGAGAGAUAGGAAGGGGAGGUAUGUGGUGGGUGGUGAUGAGGAUGAGGAUGAGGAUGGUGGUGGAGUACGUGGAAAGAAAAGUCGUGUGGGAGAGUGA
This is a messenger RNA of Botrytis deweyae, 540 nucleotides long. RefSeq lists its product as uncharacterized. The coding region runs from base 1 to 540 and encodes 179 amino acids. The transcript has a single exon. NCBI's taxonomy places the organism in Eukaryota, Fungi, Ascomycota, Leotiomycetes, Helotiales, Sclerotiniaceae. The record is from RefSeq and is a predicted model, not a curated record.